AUGGCCUUAUGGGAGGAUCUUAAUGUUUCAUCGAAUGAGAGAAGAUGGCUUAUAGUGGGGGAUUUUAAUUCCCUUUUGACUGCUGAGGAGCAAUGUGGUUACAACUCUUUUAAUGCGGCUGGCUCACGUGAUUUUCAGAAUUCGUUAUCUACUUCUGAGCUAGUUGAUCUUGGUUAUGAGGGAACCACUUUUACUUGGUGCAGAGGUAGAGGGUAUAAUAAUUUAAAAAUGGCUCGUUUGGAUCGGGCUUUAUGUUCGACGAAUUGGAGGAUGGCUUUUUCGGAGGCUAAGGUCAUUCGUCCAGUGCGUCUCCAUUCAGAUCAUAUUCCAGUAAUAAUAGAUAUGAGACCACAUAAGUCUACUCCAAAGUUGGGAUUCCGUUUUCAACUUGCUUGGAUUCCUCACAAAGGCUUUAGUGAUGAGGUUAAGCAUAAUUGGCAGAAGGGAGUUUCGAUUAUUGAGGCAGCAAAGGGAAUAGGGGGGAGCUUAUCAGAAUGGAAUAGAAAUGUGUUUGGUAACAUUUUUGCUGAGAAAAAAAGAUUAUUAAAAAGGUUGAAAGGUGUUCAUAGGGUAUUGGCAUUAAGGAGGCAAUCCAAUUUAUUUAAAUUGGAGUUUAAUUUGAGGCAAAAGUUGGAAAAUAUUUUAAUACAAGAAGAGAUGUAUUGGUUUCAAAUGGCAAGAGAGGAUUCGAUUGUUUCAGGGGAACAGAAUACUAAAUUUUAUCAUUUAGCAACCACAGUUAAGAAGAAAGCUUAUGUUUAUUCCCAGUUGAAGAAUACAGAAGGAGAUUGGGUUGAAGAUAAGGAGCAACUGAAGAAUAUGACUAGAAUAUUCUUUGAGAAGUUGUAUACCAGGGAAGGGGUUUUUAAUUUGGACGUUUGGAUAAGGAUUUUGGUCCUCAGCUAUCUUGUGAGAAGGCGGUCUUUUUAUCAGAAGAUGUGGGAUACAGUGGGGCUGGUUGUAUCUAAAUUUGUGUUGCAUGUGUUACUGGGCAAUCCAAUUCCGUCAGUUAUUAAUGAAACAUUAUUGGUUUUACUACCUAAGCGGGUGAAUAAGGCAAAGUUAUGCAUUUUUUUCUCGCAUAAUGGGGAGGAGGAUGUAGUUCGAGAGAUCAGUACUAUGGUGGGAAUGUCAAUCUCUUCGGAUCUUGGUCGGCAUCUUGGAGUCCCAUCUAUUCACAAUAGAGUGGAGGCUUCUACAUAUGGAUACAUCCUGGACAAGAUAAAGUCAAGUUUCUGGAUAUCUAGCACUGGAUGGGAUUGGGACCGGUUGAAUGCACUAGUGUCGGCUCAUGUAUUGGAGGUUUUACAACCCUUUUGUUUGUCUGAAGCUGUUGGAGAUUUCGAUGCUAGGUUAUGGAAGCAUACGAAGUCAGAUCUUUACUUUGUGAAAUUAGGUUAUGAAUCUCUUAAUAAUCUAGAUGAACAAGAGGAUAUCCGAUGGAAAAGAGUUUGGAAGCUAAAGGUUACGAAACGCAUGAGGAUUUUUCUAUGGGAAGUUGUUCAUAGAAAAAUCCCAUAG
This is a messenger RNA of Manihot esculenta (cassava), 1521 nucleotides long. RefSeq lists its product as uncharacterized. NCBI's taxonomy places the organism in Eukaryota, Viridiplantae, Streptophyta, Magnoliopsida, Malpighiales, Euphorbiaceae. Bases 1 to 1521 code for a protein of 506 amino acids. The record is from RefSeq and is a predicted model, not a curated record. The transcript is spliced from 4 exons.